AUGCAUAUUGCUCUUUACACCCUCGCCUUCUCGGCCGCCUCUACCCUCGCGGUUCCGGUGUCUGUGACAUCCUACAACCGCACCUUGAACGCUGGCGUUCCCACCAGAAUCCUGGCUCCCGUUGCCGAGGCCGUCAACACCCCCGAGCAGCACAAUCAUCUCGAGUCCCGUACCUUCGGUCUCCUGGCAUGGCUGGCCCACAAACACGGCCUGUUGGGAGGCAGCGGCAGCGCUGAUGUCAGCGGAAGUGCCGGUCUCGGAGGCAGCCUUGGUCUUGGAGGCGAUCUUUCUGGUGCCCUUGGUGGUAGUGGUAGCGCUGGUGCUUCUGGUAGCGCUUCUGGAAGCGCUGGGGGAAGUGCUAGCGGAGAUGCUAGCGGUGGUGCGUCCGGCAGCGCUGGUGGCGAUGUGUCUGGAAGCGCUGGAGGUAGUGCUGGUGGUGACGUCUCCGGUAGUGCCGGCGGCAGUGGAAGUGCUGGAGGCAGCGCCAGCGGAGAUGUUAGCGGUGGUGCAUCCGGCAGCGCUGGUGGCGAUGUUUCUGGAGGCGCUGGAGGUAGUGCCGGUGGAGAUGUCUCCGGUAGUACUGGCGGCAGCGCAAAGGGUGGUGCCUCCGGGAGCGCCGGUGGUAGUGCUUCUGGAGGUUCCGGAGGCAGUGCCAGCGGAGGAGCCAGUGGUGCUGCUUCCGGAAGUGCUGGAGGCGACAUUGGUGGCAGCGCUUCUGGAGGUGCCGGAGGAAGUGCCAGUGGAGGAAUCAGCGGCGGUGCCAGCGGAGACGUCGGAGGCAGUGCUGGUGGAAGCGCUGGCGCAGGAGGCGACACCGAAGGAAGCACCGGUGCCGGUGUUAGCGGAACUGCUGGUGGAAGUGCUGGUGGUGACGUCUCCGGAAGUGCUGGUGGAGAUACUGAAGGAAGCACUGGAGCCGGUGUUAGCGGAACCUCGGGCGGAAAAGCCGGCGGCAGUGCCAGCGGAGGAAUCGGUGGCAGCGCAGGUGGCGAUGUCAGCGGCAGUGCCAAUGGUGACACUGAAGGAAACGCAGGUGCCGACGUCAGCGGAAAUACGGGCGGAAGUGCCAGCGGAGGAGCCAGCGGAAACCUUGGCGGAAGCGUCGCAGGCAACGCUGGUGGCCACGCUGGUGGCGGUGCUAGCGGUUCCGGAUCCGGCUCCGCCAGCAGCAGCAGCUCUUCCUCUUCCUCGUCCAGUUCUUCCUCCAGCUCCUCGUCUUCUUCCUCCUCUUCAUCCAGCAGUGGCUCUUCAUCAUCCGCUGGAGGUGAAGCCGACUCUUCUUCUGAGUCUCCUGAGGAUUGCGACGAGUAG
This is a messenger RNA of Aspergillus affinis, 1311 nucleotides long. RefSeq lists its product as uncharacterized. The record is from RefSeq and is a predicted model, not a curated record. The transcript has a single exon. Bases 1 to 1311 code for a protein of 436 amino acids. Lineage: Eukaryota; Fungi; Ascomycota; Eurotiomycetes; Eurotiales; Aspergillaceae.